Molecule: messenger RNA, 1870 nt
Organism: Mycotypha africana
Lineage: Eukaryota; Fungi; Mucoromycota; Mucoromycetes; Mucorales; Mycotyphaceae
Product: kinase-like domain-containing protein
Exons: 3
Coding region: 30-1592 (520 amino acids)
Biological process (GO): regulation of mRNA processing; protein phosphorylation; spliceosomal complex assembly
Molecular function (GO): protein kinase activity; ATP binding
Source: RefSeq, a predicted model, not a curated record
UAAGCGAUUGUUGUUCUUUCAGUAAUAGAAUGUCAAACAGCAGCUGCAGUAGCGAAGACGAUUAUUCGGCUAGCGAGUAUUCGGAUGUCGAGUCAAUUCUUUCUGAUGAGGAAGAGGACAUCGAGGAUUAUAAAAAGGGAGGGUAUCACCCUGUGUGCAUUGGUGAUCGAUUUGAUAAUGGGAGGUACAUCAUUGUCAGAAAACUUGGUUGGGGCCAUUUUUCAACUGUUUGGUUAGCUUUAGACAUUCUGACAGACACUCACGUAGCACUCAAGAUCGUAAAAUCAGCCGACAGGUACACUGAAAGCGCUUUAGAAGAAAUAAACCUAUUGGAGUGCGUGAAGAAGACUAAUCCGCAUUCCCGAGGUUAUCAAUAUGUUGCUCAACUUCUGAGUCAUUUCUGGCACACGGGUCCAAACGGCAAGCACGCCUGUAUGACAUUUGAAGUACUUGGAGAAAGUUUAUUAUCAUUGAUGAAGCGUUAUCAUUACAAAGGCAUUCCUCAGCCUAUUGUGAAAAGAAUUUCCAAACAAGUAUUACAAGGAUUAGACUAUUUACAUCGAGAAUGUGGGAUUGUACAUACAGAUUUAAAACCGGAAAAUGUGUUGGUUUGGAUUCCUAAUAUUGAAGAAUAUUUGAAAAAGGAAACGGCAGAGGUGCUAACAGCAAUUAAGCAGAGAGACGAUGCAUCAUCAUCAAGAAAAAAUAUAUCAAUCACACAUACAACAACUACAGGGCGACCUCAACCAAAGGAGCAUAAACCUUGGUUGACGGAAACUGAGGCUAAUGGAUUAACAAAAUCGCAAAAGAAGAGACUAAAAAAGAAAAAGAAAAAGAUGAUGGCUGAAGCUCAGAAGAAAGCAAGCGCCAUAGACGAAGAGGACGAAUUAGGGAAAUUGACAGAUAAAAUAGACAAUCUCAGCAUCUCAAAUGUUGAGACAGCAACAACGGUUGACGGCAUAUCACAGGACGAUGAUUCCAGAACAGGAAAAACGAAAGUGAUACCAUCUUCUACGCUAGAUAUUGCUUCAAUCUUGUUACCGAGGGACAUAGACGAUGAAGACGAGAGAAUGAAAGUGUUUGAUAAGAUUAUUGUGAAGAUUGCAGAUCUAGGAAAUGCAUGCUGGAUGGAUGGAGAUUAUACACAUGUCAUCCAAACACGACAGUAUCGUAGUCCAGAGGUUAUUGUAGGAUGUAAAUGGACAAAUGAAGCAGAUAUGUGGAGUAUGGCUUGCAUGGUGUUUGAAUUGUUGACUGGAGAAUUCCUGUUUGAUCCAAGAGCAGGAUCGAAAUAUAACAAAGAUGAUGAUCACUUGGCGCAGAUGUUGGAGCUAUUACGUACUGUACCCAAGAUUUUAACCUCUGCUGGUGAGCUUUCCCGCGAUUUUUUUGAUCGUACAGGCAAGCUAAAGCAUAUCAAAAAAUUACGUUAUCGCAGAUUACGUGAUGUGCUUCACGAUACGUUCCUUAUGCCACCGGAAGAAGCGGAUGCCAUUAGCGCCUUUUUAUUACCAAUGCUGGAAAUGGAUAUGACCAAAAGAGCAUCGCCUAGUCAAAUGCUCGAAAGUCCUUGGUUACAGGACAUCCCUUAACUUCAAGAACCUGCCCAAAUAGACCCAAACUAAGAACACCACCUAGAUCUCUGUAUAUGUAUGCAAAUUGAAGUUUGAGUUUUUCUGAUAAACAAAUUACUGUCUUUGAUAUUCAUCCCGAAGAGUUAUAUACCUCUCUAUAAUCGUUCCGUUAAUGUAAAGAGUAAUGCUGUUUACAAAACUUCUAAUGCUCAACACGUAAUCUAUGGGUUUGAAUUAAAGUGUUGUGUCACUUUUUUAUUUUAAUAAAUCAUUUGCUUAAACUCCGUUUGCUUGGC